AUGAGUGCUCAGAUCCUUGCCCGAGUUGCUCGAUCGGUGCAUGUGCUAUCGAAAUCAGGUCAAUGGUGGUACCUCGAAGCCCUCGUACCGCAGCGUCACUUUCGGAGGUGCUUUGCUGCAGCGAGCGCAGAGCUUCCGCCUCACAUCAAGCUCCGUAUGCCGGCUCUAUCACCGACGAUGAAAGAGGGAAACCUGGUAAACUGGGUGAAAAAGGAGGGCGAACAGGUCUCGGCGGGCGACGUUCUUGCCGAAAUUGAAACGGACAAGGCUACAGUGGAGUUUGAGUCUCAGGACGAAGGCAUUCUGGCCAAGAUUUUGGUGCCUGCUGGAACACAGAACGUUCCAGUGGGAACUCUUAUUGCACUGCUGGCGGAAGAAGAAGCCGACGUUGCAAAACUUAGGGAAGCGCCUAUUGAACCUGGAGAGAGCGAAGCGGCUUCUGUGAAGAAGCUGGAAACGCCGGCGCCGGAACAGCAGCCGGCUGAGGAAACCCCCCGAGCACCCGCAGAGGCGCGUACGGUUACCGCUCACGGGGGUGGCCCAGCUAAGCCUCGCACUGAGGCAUCCAGAAACGAGACAUCGAGUGCUCCCAGUCGAGCCACGCCUGAGCCAGACUCGCGUCGUGCGCAGGUAGACGCGAGUCGGCAUGCCGCGGAUUCGACGGCGGCUCAGCGGCUCAAGGCUUCACCGUAUGCACGGAAGCUUGCAGAGGAAAGCGGUGUUGAUCUGUCCAGGGUGCAGGGAUCGGGGCCCGACGGCCGCAUUGUGGCUGCUGACCUCGAAGCCGCGCUCCGAACAGCAACACGACAAACCGUGCAGCAGCUACCCCUGGAUCUGUUCGUUGAAUCGAAGCGUACGAUUCCGCACUACCAACUCGUGUCUGAAGUUCGACUGGACAGCGCGCAAGCUUGGCUGACUGCGCUCCAGAAGAAGCAAGAGCGUUCCACGGACGAUGCUCUCGAACUGGAGGAUUUCCUUGUCAAAGCACUGGCGACGGCUGCGCAACGUGUACCGUCGGUGAAUGCGUCCUUUAUGGGAUCGAGCAUCCGCGAGUAUGCAAAUGUCAAUGUGCUGGUGCUCCCGAGCGACCCGAAUUCGAUGUACCGCGUGAUACCAAAUGCGCAAGCGAUCGGUCUACGGGAAAUUCACCGCAUACGAACUGGUGGAGGUUCGGAACAAACCCGCGAGAAUGAUGCCACCGAUCUGGGCACCAUCGGGUUUUCGCUGAAUACCCACGUCUUACAAGAGAUGGCAAUCAUUAUCCCCCCGCAUGCUGCGAUAGUGGUCUUCGGGAAACCAGAUCAACGUGUGAUCGCCGGCUCAAAUGGAACGUUCGAAAUCGGGACCUUCGCCCUGGUGACGGCUUCUUUUGAUCACCGCGUUGUCGAUGGUGCUGUUGGCGCUCAGUUCAUGGCGCAUCUCGCGGAGUAUACGCGAGAUCCCCUGUCGAUGCUCGAGUAG
This is a messenger RNA of Cyanidioschyzon merolae strain 10D, 1461 nucleotides long. RefSeq names its product dihydrolipoamide S-acetyltransferase. NCBI's taxonomy places the organism in Eukaryota, Rhodophyta, Bangiophyceae, Cyanidiales, Cyanidiaceae. Gene Ontology annotation, biological process: pyruvate decarboxylation to acetyl-CoA. The coding region runs from base 1 to 1461 and encodes 486 amino acids. The transcript has a single exon. The record is from RefSeq and is a predicted model, not a curated record. Gene Ontology annotation, cellular component: pyruvate dehydrogenase complex. Gene Ontology annotation, molecular function: dihydrolipoyllysine-residue acetyltransferase activity.